This is a messenger RNA of Oenanthe melanoleuca, 5153 nucleotides long. Its product is annotated as regulator of chromosome condensation-like. The record is from RefSeq and is a predicted model, not a curated record. Lineage: Eukaryota; Metazoa; Chordata; Aves; Passeriformes; Muscicapidae. The coding region runs from base 281 to 2548 and encodes 755 amino acids. Gene Ontology annotation, cellular component: cytoplasm. Gene Ontology annotation, biological process: neural crest cell migration; actin cytoskeleton organization. The transcript has 17 exons. Gene Ontology annotation, molecular function: actin binding; guanyl-nucleotide exchange factor activity.
GCAUUUCUGCGGGAAGGGAGCGGACACGGCGCGGGUGUUGGAGCCCGAUGCCAGCCAUGGGGGCCGGGGGCAGCGGGACCCGCGCCGGCCGCUCGGACCCCGCGGCAGUGGCCUGAGGGCCGGAGCCGCGCUCGCCAGCUCGCCCUGGUGCCCAAGGGUGGAUUUCUGAAGGGCUGCGGUGCUCCCAGCGCUGACUCCUCUCCUCCCUGCGCCGAUCCAUGGGGCAGCCGCGCUUCUCCCGGCCUGUGACUCCAGGUGCUUUCGGCGCCUCAAGUGUGGAAUGAACAGAACAUCCUGCAACACUUCCCGAUGCACCUGUGCCUUGCUCGAUGGCAGAACUUCAGGGAGGUUCCUUAGGGAAGGAAAUCAAGGUGACUGUGCAGAGUUGCUGCCAUGGCACUGUACCUACCUCAUCUGCCCCAAACCAGGAAUGCCCAGCAAGCUCCUUAUGACCAGAAACUCCUGGGAUUUGUGGAAAUCCCGCACUGAAGAGGUGGAUCACGCCCCAGGUGAUGCCAGCAUGGGGGUAGAUGUUUUGGAAUCAGGUGACACCACACCUCCUACAAAAAGGAAAAGCAAGUUCUCAAGCUUUGGCAAGAUUUUCAAACCCUGGAAAUGGAGGAAGAAGAAAAGCAGCGACAAAUUCAAGGAGACUUCAGAAGUUUUAGAACGAAAGAUUUCUAUGCGAAAGCCAAGAGAGGAGCUGGUAAAAAGAGGGGUUCUGUUGGAAGAGCCUGAGCAGGAUGGUGAAGAGCCAGAGAAGCUGAACCCACCUGCACUGAAGAAUGGCCACACUGUCCCCAUUGGGGGCCCUGGGCUCUGUGACUUGCCCAGCCGCGAGGAAGAGGCCACAAAGACAUCCAGCCUUAGGAAGCCUGUUCCAGUGGAGGAGCCAAAGAAGAGGCAGGGCUCCUCCAGCAGCCACCCUGGCCCUGAACUGGAACCACCUCAGGAGCCACAUGUUCCCAGACAACCUCUGCUUCCUCCAAAACGACCUCCCUCCACAUCCCGGGAGGCAAACGAAGUGCAGGCAAAGGAUCCAACGCCUGCCAGCAGUACUGCAAGAGCUGUCCCCUUCAGCACAGCCCCCACGGCAGCAAAGACAGUUAAUUCCACAGCUGCCCCUUCCCCAGCCCCCAGGACUCUGCUCCCUGCUCCUGCCAGUGCCAACACUACUGCUCCCAGCAGUGCAGCCAGCACAGCUCCUGCCAAACAGCCUCCCGUCCCUCCUCCCAAACCCAGCAACAGAAACAGCAACUCGCUGAUAGCGGAACUUUCCCAAGUAAUGAGCAGUGGCACAGCCUUGUCCAAGCCCUCCCCUCCUCUGCCCCCGAAGAGAGGCGUGCUGCCCAGCAGCCCAUGUGAGGCUGCACCCUCCAAGGCCCCGAGCGACAAGGCAGUGGCAGCAAGCCGGCUCCCAGCAGCAGCAGCAGCUCCCCCCUCACCGCCGCUGCCCAGCCACGUCCCCCCAGAGUCCCCAUGCCUGGUGCUGCCCACCUGCACUGCUGCCCCAGACCCACUGCACUCCCUGGACCUGCCCAGGGAGACUCCUCCUCCUCCUGCUGAAGACUUCAGGUCCGUGGAAGUGUCGAAGAGGACGGCAGAGCAAGGCUUUGGCGACCCCACUGCGUUGCCUCGGCUGCCCCCGGUCCCCCUGCACAUCCGCAUCCAGCAGGCUUUGGCCAGUCCCCUGCCCGCCACGCCGCCCCCUGAGGGCUCCCACAGGGCUCACUCGCUGCUCUUCGAGAGUGAUGCCUUCGGAGAGGAUGGUGGCACCCUGGGCAGGACGAGAUCCCUGCCUGUCACCAUCGAGAUGCUCAAAGUUCCAGACGAUGAGGAAGAGGAAGAAGAUGACCAGGAAGAGGAACAGAACUCGGGUUCUCGUGUGUAUAUUGGAGAUGUGCCAUCUGUCACAGUCAUCCCCAAACUGGUACCCCAAGUCCUCCUGGAGGAGCAGGAAGGAGACGAAGGGAUGAGCGACUCUGACUCGGAGGGGCCCAUCCUGUAUAAAGAUGAUGAGGAUGAGGAAGAUGAUGAAAGCCAGAACAGCAUGCUGGCCAACAAAGUGAAGAGGAAAGACACACUGGCUAUGAAGCUGGGGAGCACAGCGACACCACAGGAGGAGAAGAUUGUCUUCCCUCGGAAGAGCAAGGAGGAGUGGAAUGAAAUCCGUCAGCAGAUUGGGACAACACUGAUCAGGCGACUGAGUCAGAGACCAACUGCAGAAGAACUGGAACAGAGGAACAUUCUUCAGCCGAAGAACGAAGCUGACCGUCAGGCAGAGAAGCGCGAGAUUAAGCGGCGGCUCACCAGAAAGCUUAGCCAAAGGCCUACAGUGGCAGAGCUGCAGGCCAGGAAGAUCCUGAGGUUUAAUGAAUAUGUGGAAGUAACAGAUGCUCAAGACUAUGACCGGCGAGCAGAUAAGCCAUGGACAAAGCUGACACCAGCUGACAAGGCUGCCAUCAGAAAGGAGCUGAAUGAGUUUAAGAGCUGUGAAAUGGAAGUGCAUGAGGAGAGCAAGCAGUUCACCAGAUACCAUCGACCAUAAUAUUCCAAGGAGGGAGCAAGAAACCCGGGAAUGCUGGAAGUUUUCUGCACCCUUCCCUGAGGCAAUACAGCGAGGGUGGAACCUCAGCUCUUCCAAGAUUUGCCUUCCAGACAUAUCCAGAAAAGGGCUUUCGGCCAGGGAAGGGGAAUCCUGUCUGAAUGUAGCAUUUCACUGGAACAAACACAUCUUUUAUGCCAUCAGGCUGGAACUGACACUAUACCUCGUGUGGCUCAGCAAUAGGACUCUGCCAGGACCUGCCCAGGGGAGUGACUCCUUCCUUCCCAAGUUGUACAGACUUGUCUUGGGGGUGCAAUUCCUCAUUUCCACCUCCUUUCCAUCAGGAAGGGAGAAAAAAAAAGGCAGCUCUAAUAAGCAUGUGUGUGUAUAUUAGCUGUGUACAGAGAAUCCUGGCAGACAACUGACAUGGCACUCGUUAUUUUGGGGGGGUUUUUGCUGGUUUCUGUCAUGUCCUUAAUGCCCUGAAUCACUACUGACUAACGGUUUGUUGUCCUGGAAGGGAAUUGUAUAGAUACUAACAUAUGCUGCAUCUUUUUGUAAAAAAAAAAAAAAAAAACAAAACAAAAAGAGAGAGAGAGAGGAAAAAACCCCAACAGAUGUAUAGAACAUUUGCUCUGCACUCUCUCACACUUGCUGUGAUCUUAAUAACAAAUCUUGAGGUAUCUAGGCUUGUUAAACAAAUUACAAGAACCAGGAAAAAUUACUGUUGCCUUUUUAAAACUUUUUAAUUUGGGGAAACUGGGAGAGUAGUCAGUUGUUUUUAUUGUGGCUUUCUCUCAGAUGUUUUUUACUGUCCCAAAUCAGGGUUGAAGCUUGCCUUUUUCUCAUUUUUACAGCUAAACCUACUGGAAACUUGAUAAUUUCACUGUGUGGGUUGAAAGGAGAGGAAGAAUAGGUUUAAAAAGUGACCUUAAAAAGACAGUAUUUCCCUUCUGAGAGAAAAAUUAUUCCUCAGUGUGGGUUUAAAAAAAAAAAAAAAUCUGGUAGGGCCACUGCUGUAUUAUGCACAAAACAAAACUAUGUGUGAGAUGCCACUUGUGCAGAGUUUGAGGUGGGGAGGGAGAGAAGAACUUUGUCUUGUUCACAGACCAAUUUGGCAACACGCCGGCCACGGCCCAGCGUCCGCUGGGGGCUUUUCCCUUACAGCAUCCCCUGUACAGCCGCCAUUGCAUUGUAUAUCAGUCUCCUCGGCAAACAGAUUUUAAUUAUUAAAUAAAAGUAUUUUAGAAUUUUUUUUUUCUUAAACCCUGAUCGUGUGGUCGUGUCUUUCCAAUUGCUCUCAGCAAGGGCGUGACUGGCGGCUGCGGGGGUUGGGGGUGGAGGGCGAGUGCCGCCAUGGCGGCGCCUCCCCUCAGACCGCGGCUUUUCGCGCCCUUCCGCCUGCGCCAACCGCGCUUCCGGCCUCCGCACGCUGCGGCUGGCCCCGCCUUUUCCGCCGAACGUAACCGCCUGUGCCCAAAUAUGGUUUGUCCUCGCCCCUUCCGCAGGACGCGAGAGUGCACUUUAGCCCCGCCCCCAUGUCCUAUAAAAGUCGCCAUGCGGCGUGCUCCACCCUCUUUCACCUUGGGAAGCCGUAGGAUUCGUAGGUAUGAUCCACUGGACUUUUUUCUUUUUCACCCUUUCCUUGCUUUGGCGUGAGGAAUAAGCGGCCGCGCGGCGCCGCGCCGGUAGCGGAUGUCUGCUGCAUACCUGCUUUAACGUUGAAAUACGUCGUGAGUUUCUUGUGGCUGUGGGUGCUGCGGGGUCGCCCCGCGCCGUCUCAGCCGCCCCUCAAAGCCAUUUCCUUUCCUUACAGGUUCCCCCAAAGCUUGUUAAGCUUGGUUUGUGCAGUUCGCUCCAGCUACUAAAGUUGGAAAAGUUUAAGUGGAACACGAUUGUCGAAGAAACUUCUGGGUCGAAAUGGCAAAGAAAAGUCUGCCUUCAGUGGAAGAAGGUGAGUAUAUUGGAGAGUCUGCUCAAUCAGGUGGGCAGCCAUAUUCCAGCUCUCUUAGUGCAGUAGUUGUAAUUAAAAUGUGGCCACAGGGAUCAAAAUGCGGUGGAACCAGGAAUGGGUGAAUGUGGUGGUCUGCUAAAGCAUGUGCCUGGAGCACCAAAAACAGAAACGUGUGUGCCUGGUCCUUGGUGGGACCUACACUUCCUGGAUUUUGUGGAGCAGGGCCUGGAAUUAGGCCCGGUAUAGGUAAGAUGCAUGGGAAGGAAAGAGACAAUGCACGGGGUGUGGGAUUGCUAAAGUGCAACUACAAGGUCAAGGGCAGACUUGUGGGGUUGGCUGGUCCAGGAAGAAGGAGCUGAUUUCGGGAUGCUUGAAACUGGUGAGGCUGGGGAAGAGGGGUGCUGGGAUAAGGGAUGGAUAAGAAAGGUGUGUGUUCUGUGCAUUGCACUUAACAGAACAGCCUUCCCCAUCAAUUCGACGUUGUGGGGCCAGGAUAUUACAGGGAAGGUGGUACUAAAGUGGGUGGAUUAUGGGAUGUGGGUGGAAGCAUCAGUCCAUGUGUUUAGGCCCUGAAAUACAGCCCAUUCUCUCAUGUUGGUAACUAAAUCUGUACCUGGCUGCAGGAGACAGCUCAAUAAACGGAACUUUAUUUGG